AUGUCUAUUUUUACAAUGUAUUAAUCUAGAACAAAAUCAGCUCUAUCUAAAGUUUAAUCAUUUGGGGUUGUAACUUCUACUCCUCUUAAAACAUGCAAACCACAAUACUAGGAUAGACAAUAAUUGUAUAACAAUCAACUCAUGUAAAAAGCAUUGAUUCAAUUGGGCAAAAAGGCAAAAGAAAAUAAAAUUAACUCUCAUACUUAUCAAGUUACUGAUACUAUUGUUUAAGUAAAUUAUUAUCCUUAUCAGGCAAAUCAAGAUACUACAUAAUAUAAUACUGGCAAAAAGUAGGUUUUAUUUAGAGGAAUUGAUUCAUAAAGUGAUCCUACAAGAAAUUUACAUUACAUUUUCUUAUAAAACUAAUCUCAAGUUGAUGAUUCAUAAUGAA
Paramecium sonneborni is the source of this 391-nucleotide messenger RNA. Lineage: Eukaryota; Ciliophora; Oligohymenophorea; Peniculida; Parameciidae. The record is from the annotation of a GenBank genome assembly.